GCGUCAUUUCCGGCUGCUGCAGCAUUCUCACAACAUACCCGUUUGGGAGCUAGCGCCACAUCUACUGUCGGGACGUUUACCGGGACAGAGAAGAGACGAACAUGUCAGACACGGAGACAAAACCUUCCGGUCAGGAUGCGGGCGACAAGAAGGAUGGAGAGUACAUCAAACUAAAAGUCAUCGGCCAGGACAGCAGCGAAAUCCACUUCAAGGUCAAAAUGACGACACAUCUAAAGAAGCUGAAAGAGUCCUACAGCCAGAGACAGGGCGUCCCAGCCAGCACGUUACGGUUUCUGUUUGAGGGCCAGAGAAUCGCAGACAACCAGACUCCCAAAGAGCUGGGGAUGGAAGACGAAGACGUCAUCGAGGUUUAUCAAGAACAGACCGGUGGACUUUGGACCGAUUAAAUUUCCAGUUUCCUCCUUUUUGCUGAUUUUCUAUUUUAUUUUGUAUGGAUGUAAUUUUGGUUCCGUUUCAAACCAUCUGGAUCUGAUCGGGCUUCCAGCGCUGGACGUUAGAUUUUACUGCUGAUGGUUUCAGGUUCUGGUUUUAAUACAUGUUUGUUGUUAAAUGAUAAUGUUUUCUGGCUCUGAAGCAAUCGAGCGUUUCUGCUUUUGAAAGGUUUAAAGUCUGAAAACGUCCUUGAAAUAUUCAAACUGAAUAGAAUCGGAUGAAAACGACCAAAUGUAGAUUUUUAUAAUUUUUUUCUGAUUUGGAUUUUAUUGAAGUAAAAAUCAGCUGAUCAGUUUUCAGGGAAGAAAAGGAUUUAUUCUGACAGAAGCUGAAGCAGCUGCAGUUUGCUCGGUGGGCACCAGGGGGAGCUGGUGGUUUUCAGGGGAUCCGCAGCAACUCGCAGAGAGGUCUCACUCUGACUGGUUUCUGCGGGUCGAGCUUUCAGUGAAAUGACUGACUUAAACUCGGAUCAUGUUUUCACCUUAGCGUUAGUGCACCGGAAUGCUACGUCUCCUCAGUUGCAGCUUCUGGAAUCAGAUUUUCUAUUUAAGUUUGUCGUUUUAAACUCUGAGGAUGGAAAUGCUUCCUCUGAGUGAGGAUGAAGAGGCUGGCUGUGUAAACUGGGAGAUACUUUCUCCACUGCCACUCGCUUCUCCCAGGUGGGGUUAGAAACGGCUCUGCCUCCCUCCAGGCUCAUCAUCAUCAUCAUCAGGGGAACCGCGAUGCAGAUGGUUUGAAAUUUUGGAAAUGAGCUGUUUCUCUUUUUUUCAAUAAAAUAUUUAAGAAAAGUCGACUUUACAGUUUUAUUAAACCAGUGUGUUUAUUUAGGGGUAAACACAAAUGCACACCACACUUUUCAGAUUUUUGUUUUAAGAGAUUAGGUCAUUUGGACCAGACCAGAUUUUCAGUCUGCGUGAAACCACUGUUUGGGGAACUGACGGUCUGAUGGGAUCCUGCAGCUUAACAGGAUAAAGAUCACAGCUGCCAGGCCUCUGCUGGCAGAUAACCUCAGAUUAUAUUCCCAUGAAUAUGAAUAUGAAACGUGUUGAAGCUCCUUCAGUUUGGGAUUAGCGUCCAGGAACUUCGGCUUCCCUCCAAAAUAAGAGACUUGGGAAUGUUGCAUGAUGGAACCUUUAAAACUGAUUUCUCUGUUCAUCUUAAAUAAAAACGAUGAUUACACAAAAACUACAAUAAGUUACUAGAAAAUAUGAUUUAAAUAUUAAAAUCACCUGGAGAUAAAUUAGGAUUUGGCUUUCAGCAGCAAAACAAUCAGCAGCAACACGACGAAGAUGUAGAACUGGGCCUACUGGGCCUAGAGGGAAAGGACCGGUACCAGUAGCAGGACCUGGUCUCUUCAUGUCAUACUUCCAGUUUCUGGAGAAAUAAAGUCAAUCAGUUCCAAAGCAGCAUUUCUGUUUUUGUCUGAAUUGUUGAAGCUGAACAAA
Messenger RNA from Poecilia reticulata (guppy), 1898 nucleotides. RefSeq names its product small ubiquitin like modifier 1 (gene sumo1). The record is from RefSeq and is a predicted model, not a curated record. NCBI's taxonomy places the organism in Eukaryota, Metazoa, Chordata, Actinopteri, Cyprinodontiformes, Poeciliidae. Gene Ontology annotation, molecular function: protein binding.